Molecule: messenger RNA, 9879 nt
Organism: Lucilia cuprina (Australian sheep blowfly)
Lineage: Eukaryota; Metazoa; Arthropoda; Insecta; Diptera; Calliphoridae
Product: serine-rich adhesin for platelets
Exons: 6
Coding region: 704-7348 (2214 amino acids)
Source: RefSeq, a predicted model, not a curated record
GAAAGAUAUAUAAUUUAUACAAAUAAAAACCUAUAUAUUUGCUGUCAAAAACUUAAGAUUUGAAUAUCUGUUAAUAUGGACCUUACAAAAGAAAUAUUUAUGUGCGCAUUUUUUACAUUUUUAGUACAUAUUUUCCCAUUUUAUAGUGCAUAUUAUAAGCGCAUAUUUUUUAGUGCAUAAAAAUCCUUGCCCUGCUAAUGAGGGACCGAAAGAAUUUAAUGUAUUAGGGAAUUGUGAAUGCAAAAAGUAUAAUUAAUGAAUCGCUUAAUGACAAAAAUUUAAGAAAAUAAAAUGUUUUUAUAAUAACAUUAAUUGUUACUCGUUUAUAAUUUCUGUUAACAGUCACAACGCCAACCUAUUUUAAUUAAAAUUUAUAAAUUGAAAUUUAUGUGACAAACCACGAACACGAUCCACAAACAAAAUAAAAAUGUACUAAAAAAUGUACACUAUUUUCCAACGCUGUCUAAAUUCGUUUUUGCCUGUGUUUGCUCUCACAAUUCUGUCUUUUGGUUUUUCGCCGUCAUUGUGGUUGGUCGUCGGUUGAAAAUAGCGUUUUCUGUGCAAAUUUUAAACUUUGAUGAACAAGCAAAAAGUACAACAACAAUUUAAACACCAACGAAUUAAAUCAAAUAAAAGGUUGAAGAAUAAAAACUGAAAAGAAAAGGUUGCAAUAAAUAAAAAAUUUUGAAGAAAAAACGUGAAUAUGAGUAGUUUUGUUAACGAUAAUGUAAGCGAAAGCAAAAAGCGAGAACAACAAUUAACUGAAAAUCAAGAAAAUAGUGAAGAAACAACUACUGAAACAAAAACAUCAUCAACAACAACAACAAUAACAACAGAAAAAAACAAUCAAUCUGAAAAAGCUACAAUAAGUAAUAAUGAUAAUAAAGUUAACCACAAAUCUAAUGAAACAAACAAUGAAAAUACUAAAACAAUAAUACUUGAAAAUAAAAGUGAAAAAACAAGCGAAGAUAGAAAACUAACAAAAACGACAACAUCGACAACAACUACCGACGAUAAAGAUAAACAAAAAGAUAAACACGAUGAUGUUGCUACUGCUAUAGAUAAUAGUCAGAAUUUAAAUAAGCUAACAGACGUUAAUAAUUUUUCAACAGCACAAAUAAAUACUAGCGCAGCAGCAGCAAUAUCAUUAUCGUCUGUCCUAUCUGCCGCCACUUGUUGUCUCUCAAAUAUGCCAGCAGGCGAUGCUGAGCAACAGCAGCAACAACAAGUGGCCACAAUUGAUAAUAAACAAACGAGCGCAACAUCUAACACUAUUAGCAAUACGUUGCCAACACCAAUCAUUAAAGAAUUCAGCAAUGAAGAAGCUAACUUAAAGCAACAAUUGCCCACAGAAGUAGAGUCUGUAACAGCAGCAGAAACAGCAACAGUUACCUCGCCUUUGCCGCCACUACCACCGGGUUUUAACCAAACGCCAGUCGCUGGUUCCCAUUUGCCACAUAUUUGUAGUGAACCCACAUUUGGCGUACAAUUACGUAAUAGAAAUACAGAAGAUCAGCAGCAGAAUAAAAGUAAUAGCUCAACAAAAUCAGGUGGCAGUGCUCGCGAUUGGCGCCCAAAUACGUCGGCCCUAAACUAUAGUAGUGUUAUUAAAUCGGGCACUGUAAGUGCAUCAGCCUCGCCAAAUAUGGUGCGUAAAACAUCGGAUUCAUCCGUUUUACUACCACGUCGCGUGUCGUUUCCAAAAAGUGACAAUGAAUUAGUCACUGGCUAUUUAGAGCCAGCAAAUCCUUGGGAACAUGUUUGUAUGGUUAAAAGUAUUUCGGAAAUUGCUGAAUUGUAUAUAACGUCAUGUCAAAAGCACAACACAAAACCAUUGCAAUCAAUAUUGGACCAUUUAAAGGCAGUGGAUCUUACCAAACAAUUGAGGCGACAACCACUUCUAUCACUAAAGUCAAUCAAAUUGGCGCCAAGUGAUUGUGAAGCAUUAGAAGAAGUAUUAAAAAGGGUGCAGUACAAAUCAAUAGAUCUCUCCGAUUGUAAAUUGGACGAAGCUGCGGCCAGUGCUCUUUUUGAUAUGAUUGAAUAUUAUGAGGCUGCACAUGAAUUAGACAUUUCGUCAAAUGCCGCUGGCAUGACACAUCGAGGUUGGAUAUCAUGCACUUAUAUGAUAAGUCACAGUCAGGAACUGCAGGUGCUAAAUGCAGAAGGCAAUCCAAUAUCAAAACUAAGUGCAGAUCUUUUAGGAAAUGCUUUAAGUACUUCCAAUUUGCAUACGUUAAAAUUAGAACAUUGUGGUUUAAAAGGGGCACCGUUGAGCGGUUUGUGUUAUAAACUUUUCCACAAUAAAGUUCUAAAAGAACUUUGGCUGGCACACAACGAUUUAGAUUGCCACGAUGCUGAUACAAUAGCGGGAAUGCUGAAAUGUAAUCAUUAUAUAGAGCUAAUCGAUAUAAGCAAUAAUAAUAUUAGGGACGAGGGUUUGCGUCACAUAGUUAAGGCUUUGAUUAUGCAAUCCAUUGAGAUGGAGCGACGAACAACAUUUCAACGUACAGCUGCCAUAGACGAUGAUGGUGAUGGUGAGUGUAUGUCUCCAAUUGAAUCCUCUCCCCCUGUGGAUCUUGCGGAAAAAAAUGAUAAUUCGACAUUAGAUUGGAAUGCCAAAAAGGACCAACAACCAAAUGAAACACAGUCAUUGAAAACAACAUCAAAAAGCAGUGAUUUAGUCAGUGAAGGUAACAUCAGUAAGGAAACACCGUCGAUCUUGCCAUCAAUUGAAGAAAAAGUCAAAGGAGUCGCAGUUGAAACGCAUAGUGAUAAUGCCGUACAUGAACAACAUAAAGUGAAACCUCCAUUAAUAUCAUCUGUUGGAUCGACAAUCGAUGAAAAUGAUGGCGAUGAAGAUACUGAUGACACAGUACGUUCCAGUACGAUUAGAAACCCAUUGCAAAGCAGCAGUGGCGGCCAAUCCAUGCUUGAUAAACUUUUAUCAAUGAACAGUGAAAGCAGCAGUGAAGAUGGCGCAUCUAACCUAUCCACAGACACCUUAGCUGCCUGUAAUUCUGAAGAGGCUAGUUUAAUUAGUGAUGAAAUAUUCGAUUCUGCUGCAACCACGACAACAAGUACAAGUACAAAUACAAAAGCCCCAACAAACACGUUAGGCUUGGAAGUAACAUCUCUAAGUGAGGGUACAGUUACGUUGACUAGUGCCAUUGUAAAUCCGUCAAGUACUGCAUCCUCAGAAGUUCAUAAAGAUGGAAAAGAAAAAGCGAUAGCAUUUCAAAAUUCUCCUAGAGAAUGUCCGGUUAUCGCAGGUAACAAUGUCACACUAGAUGAGACAAAUGUGGUUUUAGUUAAUUCUCCCGCAAACUUGAGUAAUACAGCAAAUAUUCAAAGUACUCUUUUAACUAAUAAUAACAAUAACAACAAUAAUAACAAUAAUUCAACACCACAAUCAAUCAAUAUGCCGUUAUCCUCUACGCAAAUAUCGUGUUCACCCGCCUUCUCAAAUAUUGCCAACGAUCAAAAUAUACCAAGAUCAGGUGUGUUUGAAGUGACUGCAGAGGAGAGCGACUGUCUUGUGAGUGGUGGAGGUGUAUCUCGAGUGGCGGUUGGGGAUGACGUCGACAUGCGCUCGGGAGAUCACUCAAAUGUGAUGCAACAUCAUGCUGCCAGCCGAGCUUUGGAUGUUAACAAGAAUACAAAACUGGGAGAAGACUUCGAUGACACCCACAGUACGGACUCCGCAUUCGAAAGUGCCUCGGAAGGUGAUAUUAGUCGUCAUCUGCCGGAAGAAUUUACCCGCCUAUCUACAUCGCUUGAAAGUACACGAUUCGAUGACAUUGCCAAAGAGUUGGCUAUUGAAACAGCCACAAUUGCAUCGGAAUCCAACGAAUGCCUUAUAGCGGCCGCAGCUCAAGUGACGCCAUCAUCCACACCUACCCCACCAACUCCACCUUUCACCAAUCUUUCAACGCCUUUAACAGAAAGAGAACGUCUGACAGCCGAUUCGCCUAUUAAUUCUUGCCUUUCUUCUUCGCUGCCCACUGUUACGACAACAGCACCUCCCACGGUUCAAGUAGGCUUUGUUACUUUGGAGGAGCCUACGGAACCUGAAGUUGCAACUGCAAAUGAAGUUCGCGAUAAAAUACCAAAGGUGACAAUUGCUCAGGAAAGCUUUACACAGAAGUACAAAUCAAAUAGUACAAUAAGUACUAGCCCCAGUCCCACACCUACGCCGCCGCCACCAUCCACAUCACCGGGCGGAGCAAGCAGUGGUUUACGGCGUACAGAAUCCAACUGCGGAUUUUUGACCCAGUCUUCUCGAAAUCGGUCUCAAAGCACCGAUAGUUUGUGCAGCGAUAAUUCGUUGGAUGGCAGUAUAGGCAGUGGUGACUUAAAUUUUUCAUCCUCAUCCAAUCUUAACGAAAAAAUUACUAAAAAUGAUACGCUAACGCGGCAGCAACGACCCAUGGACGCUACGCCAGAACUUGGCACAAGGACACCAGGUGGCCUUAAGGCACUGGCAGUCUGGAACAACAACUUAAGCAAAGAAUCUGGCCUCUACAUCUCAGAUUUACUGGCGGAAACUGUCUCGUUAGAACUGCUCAAUAUUGGCAAAAAUUGUCUGUCAAAUGAAUUCGUAACUUUAAUAAAGGAUAGUCUUACAAAAAAUACUACAUUAACCACGCUGGGCUUACAGAGCGCCCACCUCAGUGCCAAAGGUAUAGAGACGCUAUCGUCCAUUCUAACUUUCGGUGGCAACAGCACCCUGCAACGUAUCGACAUACGCGACAACAAGUUAGAAGUGGAAAGUCUUACAAAAAUAGCUGAAGUUUUGAAGUCGAAUACCACCGUAACGCAAAUUGACAUUGACGAUGAGCCUAAACGGCUCUCUGUGGGCAGUGAAGCCCAUUUAGACUAUGCACGCGUCUUGGAAAAUGUAAGAUCGAUGUGUUCUCGCAAUGAGAAAACACAAGCUCAAAUCCAACAGGAAAAAUCAGCGGCAAAUGUUAUGGGUAAGAGACGAGGAGGUUAUUACCUUGGAUCGCGAAAGAUAUCUUUAACUUGUCAAAGCCGACCUGUUGUGGAUACGACGAAAAAUGUUGUAGUUUCUGCGUCUAACAGCAAAUUAGAUAUUAAACGGAAAACCGGUACCAGAUUGCGCUCCCCAGUACCAAGUCCAACCACAAUAUCUCCAUCGUCGUCACCAAAUCGUGCUAGUAGGUUUCAAGUUUUUCGGGUGCCAGAAGCCAGCCCACUUACAUCGCCAAAUACACAAAAACCAAUAGGCAACAGUCUUGUUGCCGCAAAGGCUGUUUCUAUGAGUAGCGCUGCUAUACCAUUAUCCUCAGCAACGGAAAGAGGAGGUAAUGAUCCUAUUUAUCAAAACAUUACAUCUACCUCGCUACCAACAUCCUGUUCGCUACCAUCAAUGGCAACAAUUUCGUCAUCGACGCAAUCUAUUAAGCGAUUGUCGGUUUCACCGCGUUCUCGUUUCCUAGUGCGUAAAGUAUACGAAGAUCCUAACCUACCCUUGGCCAGUCGCUUUACCCAACCCAUAACACCUCCAAUUAAUCCUCCACCAACGCCCAUAUCGCGAAAUGCUAAAGAGUCAAUAACUGGAUAUUUAGAGACUACGCCACCCUCUCAAUCACAUAAACGUACAGAUGAACGGCGACAGGAUUCACUCAUUAGUGGUAGUAGUAGUAUUACGACAGCAGCACAAGUUACCCCUCCAGCAACAUUUGUUACACCACCGCCCACCAUAAUUACGCCACAGCAAGAAUUCAAUACUACCACCGAGUCAUCUGCAGCAAUAACUACUACACCAAUUUUGAAAUUGCAUCAGAACCCUUCUACAAUGAAAACACCAGCGGGAACAGAAAUAUUAUCAGGAACAAAAACAACAACCACAAUACAACAAUGUGAGCAAAGUACAAAUAAUACAAUAACAAAUGACAGCAACAUUACCAAUCAGACACAUACUUCAAUGACAACACCGGCACCAUUAUCAACGACUCCAGUAACAGUACCAAUAAGUUCCAAUAACCUACAGCCGUCACCAUCGCUCCUCUCCACAUUAUCCUCAUCAUCAGACUCAUCUACAUCCUCCUCAUCAUCGUCCUCUUCCUCUACUUCUCCAGCUAGUAACACAGAUAGCUCAGAUUCAUCUCCAUCGCCAGUAUCAUCUGUUCAUUCUAAUGAAGCAUUAAGCAAACAGCAACAACAUGACCUAACUGGAUCUGGCCAAUGCCCAAUUGCAGUGUUCAGUGACAAUGACAUAACGUUAACCAAAAAUACUGUUAAUGAGGUAUUUGGUCCAGUUGCUGCCGCAGCCGCCGCUGCUGCAGCCAGAGAGAAUAUUGGCAAUAUUGUUGAAACGUCAAACGAAAAUAUAAUGCAUCCUGCUGCACAGCAACAGGAACCACAACAGCAACAACAACGCGUACGUAAAGUAUCAUGGAUUUCAAAUCCAACAGCAGUUGAUAAACUGUUGACAUUAUUUCACAAUCCAACUACCAUCUUUCAGCGUAGCUCAUCGCCUGAGUCGAAACCACCAAUAGCAUCAUCGACAACAACUACAGCAGCCACACAAUUGAGCCAGUCACCACCAACAUAUGCUGAAGCUGCAGCAGCCGCGGUUUUAGCUGCACAGCAGCAACAAAAGUCACAAACGAGUCUAGUACCUUUGCGAAAGCAAUCCCCACCAUCAUGGACAAAACUUGGCAAUGAUAUUAUAACAGCAGCUGCUACAAAUAAUGUAGACUUGGCCAAUACUGUAGCAACAACAGCAGCUGCGGUUGUAACCGAACAAUCAAGAUCAUUUUUCGACGCCGCAAAACAAUUGCGCGACUUUAGCAAACAAGUAUUUCGUCAAAAUCUAUCAUUUGGCAAUGAACCAGUAACCACAGCGUCCACCAGUAGCACAACAAUGACCACAGCCUCAGCACUUAAUGUUCAACCGACAGCCAGCGAAAGUAGCGGCGGUAUAUUGUUGGGCCAGCCUGGAGAGUACUGCGGUUGUGUUGGCACAACAACUGGAUGUUUAUGUGGUACUAUGCUAACCACUGAAUGUAAUGCGGAUUGUAUACCCACCGAUGUAAAGCAGGAGAUAAAAGAGAAUAUAUCACCUGAACAUACAAUUAAUGAAGAAACCUUGCAUAUAAUGCAAAAAUUAUAUGGCAGCAGUGCUGCUUUAACUAACGCAGCAGCAACAGUUAAUAUUGAGCCAAAUAAUGAUAAUAAUCAAACAACUAUUAUUGACACAUUAGCAACUGCAGCAGCAGCAGUAACACCACCACCGCCUACAACCACAACACAAAUACAACAUUCAAAUGUCGCAGCAACAAGUGGCAUUGAAAGUGAAUUACCUGCGCACAAUACUUAAACAAAUAACAGCAACUACAAUAUGAAAACAACAUUAUUAAAUUGUGAAUACAAUCGUGUUGCAAUAAAAUGGCACUACACUGCGUUUUUUUUUUUGUAUGUGCUGAAGGUGCAAUCUCGUAUUCAAACACAAACACACACACACACUCACAAAUAUGAAUACACUUCGUUUUACCACCCUUCACCACGCUAAAUCUUACUUUGUUGUCUUGUUGUAAGUUGUUUAUUAUUAAUUUUGUUAUAUUUUUUUUAAAUAAUCCCCACUCUUAUCGCCCCUGCCCCUACUCCCACUUUAUUUAAUUUUUUUGUUUGUUUUAUAGUUAUAAUAAUUAUUAUUUUUUUUUUCGUUAUGAAUUUGCUACACACAACUAUAUAUAUAUUUUUUUGUUAAUUUUAAGUAAUUUUUUUUUUAAUAUUUUUAUUUCUUAUUUUUGUUUUAUUCAUACUUGUAUGUAUAAAUUAAUAAUUAUUAUGGUCUUUAUUAUCAGAAUAUGUCGUCUACUACUACCAUAACUACCUAGCUAGUUUAGUUUAAGCCACUUUUUUAUAAUAAUUAUAUUGUUUUCAUUAUAAUUUUUUAUUCUUAUUUAGUAAUUGUGAAUUUGUUUCUGUCGUAAUCGUAUCUAAUUAAGUGUGAUAUUUAGCUAAAUAGUUAAACAAAAAUCAUUAACAAACAAAAUAUUCAUAUAUAUAUAAACAAUAAAAACAAAAAAACAGUAACAGUGGAAUUUGCUAAACUUACGAAUGUAAAUUACAAGUCAAGAUACAUAUACAUAUGUAUGUAGUACAUGUGUAUGUAGAUAGUUAGAGUUAUAGACAAAGAUUAGACAUUAUCAGUUGUAGUAAGGUUCAGAAUGAUGAGGCAAUGUUUUUGAUUACUUUUAAAAUACUAUUCGUUGCUUUAACAUACUUUGUUAGCUUAUAUGAAUAGAAGGAAGAAUAUGCAUGUUAUUAAGAUGAAUUUAUAAACUUUUUUUUGAAUUAUUUGUACUUAAAGGCAGAGUUCAUUCGUAAUUUAACUCUAGAUGGAGAAAGAUCGUCAGUCGCCGUUGCCAUUAUCGUUUAAGGGGAAUCAGGCUGUCCUUUUUGCUCUGCCUUCGAGAGUUUUACGUUUCGAAUCCGCAUUGACCAAAUGUGUGACAUUCAAUAGCUGCACGGUUCUUUGAGGUACACACUGAUCAUAUGUAAUCGUGUUAACUUAACCUAAGUUUUUAAUUUAAUCGUUGCGAUUCGGAGCAAGUUCAGUCUUAACUGCAGGAGCAGCUUAACAAACUUUAAAUAACAAAUAAACAAACAAUAGAAGAAUAAUUUUUAGUUUUUUUUUACACAGAAGAAAUAUACAACAUUUUUAUAUCUUAACGCAACAAAAGUACUUAUUAUACACAUUUUGUAUAAAAUUUUGAUUUUUAUUUAAAAUUUUUUAUUAUUGUCCUAAGUUCAACCUAUUUUUAAAAAAAUUUUUACUUAAAAAAGUUUUUCAUGUUAUUUUGUGCCAUUUCAAACUUUACCUCUUUGAACUUUGAGUCAAAGUUAUAACAAUGAGUACAAAUUGAUACAAUUGGAUUUUAUUUGAGAUUUAAAACUUAAAAUAUGGCCUCCGAUAGGUUAGUCAGUUAGACCGGAGGUGGUGGAUUCGAUUCCCUCCUAAGGCACUGGUUACAAGGCGCACAAAAGGUCCUAUAAAGGCCUCCAAUAGGUUAGCGUUUAGUGUUCUAGUCUGGUAGAUCGGAGGUGUUGGGUUCGAUUCCUUUCUAAAGCACCGGUUACGAGGCGCACAAAAGGUCUUAUAGAAGCCUAGGUAUUUCUUCGGAUUUGAUUUAUAUACAUCCUCUUUUCAAAAUAACUAACUAAAAUAUAUUUAGAAACAAUUUUUAUUCCUUAAUUCUUUCAGAGUUUGAUACUUUCAAAAAUUUUUAAAUAUAAAGGAAUUUAUGUUCACAAUGUUAUAUAAACAGUUUAUUUUGAACGUCAUGAGUUCACGUGUUUUUGAAAAUCUAUGAAAAUUUUAAACACUUUUAUUAAAUAAUUAUUUAGCACAAAUUUAAAUAUACAUUUAAUUUUAUAACUGACAAUAAGUUAAAUUUCGAUUUUAGAUUUUAUUUUAAAUUAAUAUUUUGAAUAUAAAACUCCAACUCCAACCUUAAGUCAUAUCACUUUUAAAAUAUCUCUAAAAAUACUUUUCAAGAACAUUUAGCAAUUAAUCAAAAGUUUAAUUUUGAUGUUGUUGACUCAAAUGAUUUAAACCACAUCUUUCAGAUGUUAUACACAGUACCUUAAAUUCCUGGUAUAAUAGAGAAACUUGGAUUUAGGAUUCGAAAGAAUAAAAUUUUAUAAAAAUUUUAAAAUAUUAAACACAUUGUGUUUUGAAAGCUUUUUCUUUAGAAUUGAAAUAUGAAGUAACCUCCCAGAUUUGAAUUCAGCGGAGCUUAAUCCUUUAGAAAAGUCUAACUAAGUCUAAGUCUAAAAAAACUUAAGUUUUAAUUAAAGAAAACACAAUAAACAAAAACAAUAAAAUAUUGAAUUCGGAAGAAG